UCGGAGCAAAAGACCAGUUGUUUUUGAAUCAAAGGUAACUAAGUUCAACUUUAUUUAGCUUGUUCUACUGUAUUUUGCCCGUUUUCUGUCUCUUUUUUUUUUUUUGUUGCAUUUGUCUGUACUCUUUAAUUUCGUAUGGAGCACUUGUUAAGUUGAUUUUUUUUUUGUUCUUUUUUCUGUUAAAGAUUGUUAUGCAAUGGCUAAAAUAGGCUUAAGUAAGUUUUGUAAGCAAGAGGAUGAUCAUGAGUUGAAGGAUGUGCGAUGCAAACAUGGAUUUCUUUUGCCAUUGUUGACUUCUUGGACCCCAAGGAACCCUGGUAGAAGAUAUUGGAGUUGUCCAUAUUAUGGUGGUGCUAGAUCAUGUGAUUUUUAUCUUUGGAAGGAUGCUGACAUUGAUCCAAGAUCCAAAUUUGUUAUUCCUAAAUUGGUGGGAAGAAUUGGUGAACUUGAAGCAUCAUUGGAGUCUUUUGGAAAAGUGAUUACAAGCCUUCUGCAUGUGGAAAGCAAAAUUGAUAUGAACAACAUAGAAAUUCAACUAGAAAAUUUUGGAGAAGACAUUAAGAAGAUGAAAGGAAAAAAAGAAGAAGUGGAAGAGUAA
Messenger RNA from Lycium ferocissimum, 598 nucleotides. RefSeq lists its product as uncharacterized. The record is from RefSeq and is a predicted model, not a curated record. Gene Ontology annotation, molecular function: zinc ion binding. The transcript has 2 exons. Bases 197 to 598 code for a protein of 133 amino acids. Lineage: Eukaryota; Viridiplantae; Streptophyta; Magnoliopsida; Solanales; Solanaceae.